AUGGAGGUGUCUCCUUCAGGUUGCACACGAGCAAUCGAAACCCUUCCGUCCUUCCAGCAAAAUAAGCAACAGGAACCGCAUAUUGACACUGCGAGCGAAACUGACACUACAAACUCUACACACGCCCCAAAUACUCCCGCAGUGCUUCUGGCAAGCCCUCCGAAUUCUCAAUCACGUUCCAACCUUACACCAUUGCCACUUCUGCUUCUUCUCCACGGCGCAGAUACCCUAGUGUUCAUUGACCCUUCUCCGGAGACAAUCCGAUCAAAGGUGUCUAUUUCCGCACAGACAGUUCCCCAUCGCAUCCACAGUGAGAAGCUAUUGGCUACAGGCUCGGCCUACUUCAAACGUCUUUUCAAUCCACAAACCCAGAUCCGCGUCCGAAAGCGACGCGGCUUGACUGGCAAGCUGCCAGAGGGAAUUCAAUACGUCCUGGAUCUUACACCUCCAACAACGGACGAAGAUGCAAUUAUCUUCUUGACCGAGUUGUCAUGCCCGAUGAGUAUCAGAACGUGGGCCUCGAAACAGGAAAUAUGGAGCCUGCCAUGGCAGUGCGUUGGGGGACAAGAUGAAUUGGAACCCUUCGAGCAACUUGCGCAAUCCCAUACAUCCCCCGAGCCCCCAGCCGAUAUCGAUGUCGGCCAUCUUGAACAUCUGAAAAACGAGCAGAUGAAACUAUCCCCGGAAUUACAGGGCAGAUCUUUAGCAUACCAACCUGAGAUAGUGGAAAAGAAGGGCCUGCCGGUGGAAUACUCCCCCUCACGCCAUCGUGAAGGCAUUGAGCACAUUCUCCACGCUCUGGAAGGACUAAAUCCCAGAAUAGACACCCCUUGCAAGUUGUGGACUUUUUUUGCCCUCGCCAAAAUAUUUGACGUGGCUACGGUGCCAGCCAUUUGCGACCCCAUCAUCUCGUGGUUCUAUCAGCUCAACAACACUCGGUUCAUUGAACUUCAUCCCGAGAUAACAUAUCGAGUGGCGUGUGGUAUCAGAUCUGCCUGCCUCUAUCGAGAUGCUUUUGCUGGAAUGGUUGGAGACGAAGCCCUGCUGUACCUGAUCCGAGCCACACGUUUCAAACCAAUCGGAUUCAUGGAAAGCUUGGUGCGGAGCCAAAUUUCCGAUGCUCUAGACGACGCGGAGGUGCAGCGUAUUGAAUACGCUAGCAAGAGUUUUGGUGACUACGUUGUUCGGUGUUUCUUACACUUGACCGGGAGUGAAAUGCCCUGGUUGGCACACAUUGUUGAGUUCCAGAAGCUUACCCGCCAUAUUCAACUUUAUCCCGCAGAUCAGGAAAUCGUACAUCAACUAGUCAUGACGCUAAAGGAACUCGUCCGUGACCGUGUUUACGACGUUUUGGUCAAGACAAGAGACACAAAUCGAUCAUUCCAUGUGGCUCCAAACUUGGCAAGAUCCGAAAACCCAUACCACCGAUCGCGCAAAGACAAAGAAUUUAUCCUUCAGCGAUUAAUUGGGAAAACAUUCUGGAGUGCGCUGGUGUGGUUGGACCUCAGUCCAGGUGAGGUGCUUCGUAAGCAGUCUCAUUCUUCGAUAGCAGAGAUCGGCGAUGGCUCGCUGGCCUUUAGUGGUGAAACCGCAGCAAGGAUUCGCCAUGUUUCGCUUAGGGAAGUCCGCCAGUUGACCCAUGCGUUUAACCAAGCGGUUAGAACCAGGUAUCAGGCACACCAGGAGGAAGAGGCUCUAGCUGCGGGACAUGCGGGGGGUCGCGUUGUGAUGGAGAUGACCUUUAACGCCCGGCAGUCACAAUCGGGCAAUGAGGUUGAGAGCGCCUCCGAAAACGGCCCUUUCUUCGAUCCCAUUCCUGCUCCCACCCCUAACCCAUGUCUUCCGCCUGUGUCUCCACCGCCAUCAACGACGGACAUUUCAGCAGACAUCUUCCAAGAAAAGACAUUCAAAAAUGAGGUUCAAGCUUUCCUGAAGAAGUACGCACUAGAGAUGUUACGGGAGCCUGGCCCAACCACAAUGCGGCACGAAAUCAUAGAUACCCUAACCUGCCUCAAAUACAAUGAAUUCCAAUACCUACCUCUGUGGGCGGGUGGCAAUGACGAUGAAACUGGCGGUGUUUUCACCGACUUGAUCAUUCCUGCCACAGACCUCGGUGGGUUCUCAGGUCCUGGGCCCGCCGUGCACACUGGCAGUAUCGCCUCAAGCCAUGAUUCUCUCAGUGUGAUCGAGCCUGGUGACACCCAGAGCACAGUUUACGGCGCAUCUCACAAUGCGACUUACAGUCACGCUUCGGAUAUCAUUUCCGUGGACUCUACCGACUAUUCCCAGUUUGAAAUCAAGCAUGAGAAUACCAAGAGCCACGAUGAAGCGCAGCGGGAUGCUUACAUGGAGGUAACCGAGUAUGACGAUGAGACAUCAUCCCUGGAUUUUGGCCUGACUUCCGACGAGGAAUACGAAACACAUAGCAACGGCACCGUUACCAUGGAAAUGGAAUCAAUGGAGCCUUAUUUUGCUAGUAGCUCCGAGGAUAUCGACAUGGACAAGGUGGAGGAAGAAGGUAAUGAUACUGAGUUCGAAUUAGUUGGUGAUUCUAAGUAA
Penicillium coprophilum is the source of this 2559-nucleotide messenger RNA. RefSeq lists its product as uncharacterized. The transcript has a single exon. The coding region runs from base 1 to 2559 and encodes 852 amino acids. The record is from RefSeq and is a predicted model, not a curated record. Lineage: Eukaryota; Fungi; Ascomycota; Eurotiomycetes; Eurotiales; Aspergillaceae.